GUGAAGGGAGUCUCAGGAACAUUUUGCAUUGAGAGUAUUGCUGGAGCUUCUCUUCCUUGCUGGUUGCUGGAUUCCCCCCUAUGGAUCUGAUUGCCUACUUGUGACUUGGAUAGUUUAUUUUUGUUAUUUUAUUAUUUAGUAUUUUAAUUUUCCAAUAUUUAUUUCCUCUGGGAUCCUGCCCUGAACUCUGCACACAUGUUAGUCCACGCAUACUCUGCCAUGGAGCGCUCGGAUGCCCUGAAUGGAUCUACCGGUGGUAGCCGCCUGUCCCAGCUCUCCUCCCUAAACCAGGGGGCAUACAGCUCAGCUCCCCCGCUCUGCCACACCCCGGCAUCGGACUUCCAGCCCCCAUAUUUCCCCCCACCGUACCCUCAGCCACCCCUCUCCUACUCGCAGAGCCAGGAGUCCGGAUACCCCCACCUGGCAGACCCCUACAGCAGCAUCAACCCCCUGCACCAGCACCACCACCAGCAGCAGCAGCAGGUCUGGCACAGCCAGAGGGGUCGGCAGGAGGAGGCAGGUCUGCUCUCACACAGGGGGCUGGGGCUGGACCCUCGCAGGGACUAUGGAGGGAUCCCCCGCCUGCUGCCCGGCCUGGGAGACGGAGGGCACAGCCUGGCAGAGAGUGCUCUGUCUCUCCAUGGCCUGUCACAUCACAGCAUAGAGGACAUGCAGGCAGUGGAUGAGUCUGGAGUUGGCAUAUUGGACCAGUCUGUGAUAAAGAAAGUUCCAAUACCAUCAAAGAAUAACAGCAGCAUGAUGUCUUCUUUAUCUAUGAAUAAAGAAAGUCUUAUCGGUGGAGUGACCAAUCCAAAUGAGGUUUUCUGUUCUGUCCCCGGUCGAUUGUCGCUUCUAAGUUCAACUUCCAAAUACAAGGUGACAGUGGGAGAGGUUCAGAGGCGUCUGUCACCACCAGAGUGUCUCAAUGCAUCCCUGCUUGGAGGUGUUUUAAGGAGAGCAAAGUCAAAGAAUGGUGGCCGCUGUCUUCGAGAGAGGUUGGAAAAGAUAGGACUGAACUUGCCAGCAGGGAGGCGCAAAGCGGCCAAUGUGACUUUAUUGACAUCACUAGUGGAAGGUGAGGCAGUUCAUCUCGCUCGUGACUUUGGCUAUGUUUGUGAGACAGAGUUCCCAGCUAAAGCUGCAGCCGAAUAUCUCUGCCGUCAGCACCACGACCCCACCGAACUCCACACACGGAAAAACAUGUUGCUUGCUACCAAGCAGAUUUGCAAGGAGUUUGCUGAUUUACUGGCCCAGGAUCGAUCACCACUAGGAAACAGUCGUCCAUCACUUAUCCUGGAGCCUGGUGUCCAGAGCUGCUUGACCCAUUUCAGCCUAAUCACACAUGGAUUUGGAGGCCCAGCCAUAUGUGCAGCUCUCACUGCUUUCCAGAACUACCUAUUGGAGUCUCUCAAAGGGAUGGACAAGAUCUUCAUGAACAGUACAGGAAAUGGACACUCGGGUGGAGAAGCAAAAUCUUCUGAAAAGGACAUCAAGCAUCGGAAAUAACCCCCAAUGUAGGGGAUUGAGGGAGCUGGUUAGCAAAAAACAAUAACAAGGAGAUAUGAUCCCUGGGAUUGCCUGACAGUGGUGUUGGUCAGUGAGCAUGAAUGAAAAUAUAAAACACAUCUGCUUUCAGUAAUGGAGCAAGUUAACACAGCCUGAGGGUUGAGAUGGAAGACUGACAAAGAGAAAGAAAAAAAAAAAAAAGGAUUACAUUGUGGCUGAUUGCAGAAGAUUGAAAGACGGGCACUUUGUUGAGCUCCAAUAUUCUGUAUGUGACUAGUGACUCCUAGCAGUUGGCAAGACACUCAUCAUACAACAGACUGUCACAGAAAUUCCAUGGAACUCAUGUCAAUGUUUGCAUGGUACAUUGAAUACAUUUCAACACAUUAUACCCCAGAGAGAACAAAAAAUGCGAAAAGCAUUAUAGAUAUAUAUUAUAGAACCACCAGUUCCUCAUAGCUAGAAAAAAAUGGGCAAAGAGGAAUAAUAACAAACUUUAGAUUGCAGGAAGUAACGGUGUGCGGGUAUUGGUCCUAAAUUGAAAAUCUCACUAUCACUAAUUGGCUGAUAUAAACAUAUGAAAAGUCAACACAACUAUACAGAAUUAUUUUUUGUAAAUCACUGCACAAAUGCUCAUUUAACCAGGGAAAUGCUUUUUGUUUUUGUUCUUGACAGUAGAUUCUAUAGUAAAUGAUAUGAUCUUUGUAAAGACUGUAAAUGAUAUAUUUACGGGAACAAUGAAAGAAUUAAUACUAUAGUAAAGUAUUGACGUUAACUUACAGGUGUUCAGUUUCAUUUCUUGAGACCAGACAACAAACUUUUCCAGAAAAUAAGCCUGUAAUUGAUUGAUGUACCAUAUUAAGGAGUUUAUUGUGAAGUGUCUGUUGUAAGGUCUAUUGAAUGAAGUUGAGCACCAGUUAUUUGGUUUGACCAAUUGAACACAGUACUGGCAUUAAUUGAUCGGUCAAAGGAUACCAAUUAAUUAGUCAGAUAAAUAAAACACUGUUUUUAGAUCAGGGCUCACCAUUUCAAGUGCUAUGCUACUAGACUACAGUGUACACAAAUGUAUUCGCCAUUAAAAAGCUGGAGGGUUGAAGGUAGACUCACCAGGUCUGAAUUUUCACUUGCCAAUAUCUAGUGAUCGAGUGGAAAUUUGUAUUUCUGCUUUAGAUAAUUUAGCAUUAUGCAAGACUGACCUUUUCAAUAUGUUUAACAUUUUGAAAUAUGCCACAGUGAUUAGAUUUUGCCUGUAUUUAUAGCAACUUCUCACAAAAAAUAUCCAUCCAGAAUUAACUUAUUUACCUUUAAUAGAAGCAAAAAUAGAAAGGUUCCUGCCAGACUGUCUGUUAUCCCAGUGAAUAUAGCACUAUCUCAAAGUCACUCUUUUAGUACAUGUGACUGAUCGCACAACUGGACAAUGCAGGGUAGUAGCUGGGUGUAACUGACAGUCCUAAAAUCUAGCUAUGUAAAUCUUAAUCCAUGGAAUAUGACUGCUAUUAUGUGAGGUUGUCCCAACAAUGAGACACUGUUGUUUGGUCAUUUGGUGGCAAAACAAUAUAGACACGUAAACAAGUCAAAUAUGUCACUGCUCUGUUGCAUGAAACAAUUCUUUUUUUCCAUAAAAAUGUGUUCUUCUGCACUUUGUAUGGAGGAGAAAGGUUCUGCCCUGAACACAAGCACACGGAUACUCUGGGAAAAACUUCAAAUCAGGUGAUGGUAAAUCCCUGGCACAAUCAGAGAGACUUCUGUACAUAUUUAUUUAUGUGUAAUUAAAUGAGGACGUUUUAAAGAUGUUUCAGUACAAGCUAUUUAUAAAUGGAGUGAAUUUGGGUAUAUAAUUAUUAUUUGGGGUAUUUUUCCCUUUUUGCACCUGUGGGUGUAAAUUCAUCCUAGAGGACUCGUCAUUUCACGGGCACCUCUGUUGUAAAAAAA
Molecule: messenger RNA, 3435 nt
Organism: Pelobates fuscus (common spadefoot toad)
Lineage: Eukaryota; Metazoa; Chordata; Amphibia; Anura; Pelobatidae
Gene: TFAP2E
Product: transcription factor AP-2 epsilon
Exons: 7
Coding region: 196-1506 (436 amino acids)
Biological process (GO): anatomical structure development; regulation of transcription by RNA polymerase II; regulation of cell population proliferation
Cellular component (GO): nucleus
Molecular function (GO): DNA-binding transcription factor activity, RNA polymerase II-specific; RNA polymerase II transcription regulatory region sequence-specific DNA binding
Source: RefSeq, a predicted model, not a curated record